CCCCCUUUGGCUAGUGGUUCCUUGCUGCUCUUCCGAACCAUGCCUAAAGUAGUGUCCCGCUCGGUAGUCUGCUCUGACACCCGGGAUCGGGAGGAGUACGACGACGGUGAGAAGCCCCUCCACGUCUACUACUGUUUGUGUGGCCAGAUGGUCCUGGUGCUGGACUGUCAGUUGGAGAAAUUGCCCAUGAGGCCCCGCGAUCGGUCCCGUGUGAUAGAUGCAGCGAAACACGCCCACAAGUUUUGUAACACAGAAGAUGAGGAAACUAUGUAUCUUCGGAGGCCUGAAGGCAUUGAACGACAGUACCGGAAGAAGUGUGCAAAGUGUGGACUGCCCCUCUUCUAUCAGUCCCAGCCGAAGAAUGCGCCUGUGACCUUCAUCGUGGAUGGAGCAGUAGUCAAGUUUGGCCAGGGUUUUGGCAAAACAAAUAUCUAUACUCAGAAACAAGAGCCUCCUAAGAAGGUGAUGAUGACCAAACGGACGAAAGACAUGGGCAAGUUCAGCUCUGUCACGGUGUCUACUAUUGACGAAGAGGAAGAGGAGAUCGAGGCUAGAGAGGUUGCUGACUCGUAUGCGCAGAACGCCAAAGUGAUUGAAAAACAGCUGGAGCGCAAAGGCAUGAGCAAAAGGCGGCUGCAGGAGCUGGCUGAACUGGAAGCCAAGAAAGCGAAAAUGAAGGGGACCUUGAUUGACAACCAGUUCAAAUGAUCAGGACCUUUCUCUCAACCCAGACUGGCGAUCAUGAGGAAAAAGAACUUUUUCUUGACUACAUGGACUGGUACCUACCUAUUGGCCCCAGCAGAAGGCUUUCCAUUGCUUUCCAUUGCUUUCUCCUACCUUCAGUGAGGUCUUUCAGUCCAUCUGACCUGCUUUCUAGACGUAGGUUCCCCCCGCCCAGAUCUUUCCGUAUAUAGGUCCUCUGUACUAUUUUUGGUCCAUUUGAUGUAAACUUCUUCAGCUGUGUAGAAACUCUAUGAAUACAUCAGUGCUUGAAGAGUCUCUAGUUUCCAAAGUAGCUAUUCUUCCGUCUUCAAAGUUAAUAAAAACAUUUAAAGAUUUUUGAAAAAAAUAUUAUGAUGUGUCAUAGAAAAAAAUGGCACGAAUGAUAUUUAAAGUCCUAGCAAGUCAGACUCUUUUAAGUGGCUCUCUCUAUUCUUAGACUGGCAGGUAUUGGCUAUGGUUUGAAUCUCUCUGCUGUCAGAAGAAAAUCCAUAAAAAGCCAGAAUCUACAUAGAGCUUCCUUUACUUCAUGUUCAGAGAAACUUGCCUAGUCACAAACUACAGAAACGGCCUAGCCUUGGUUCCUGUACUUCAAAUCUUAAAGCUCUAGGUGAGUUAUUCCUCCUCAGACUUUGUACCUAAGAAGGAACAGCCAGAUUAGAGGCGGGGUUGGGAGUGGGGGUGUGGCCGGGUAGGGUAGCUCAGCUCCAAUUGAAAGGAGAAAAGGUAGGGUAAGCACCUUAAGCUAAUCCCUACUGUCUGUCCGGUCGAGCCGCUGAGAGGCAUAUGGGACGGAGACGUAGAGGAAGAAACGAUACUGAGAUAAACAGAGGGGCCUGUCUGUGAUCUGGUGUUUCACAUUCGCUGUGCGUAGAGGAGUGUGGUUAUAUUUAAACGUUUACUGCCCCACUCGUUCGGCAAUGUCAGUACGCAGUGUUACGUGCAUGAUUUUAUCUGUUCCUCGGAAUUAUGAGCUGUCGGGGCAGGAGGAGCAUUUUAACUCGUUGCAUCGUCUGCAGUGGGUUGCGCUUAGCAGUCACCUAAAACGUGUGUGUGAGGUGCUGUUGGGAAAUGAUAGGGCAUUU
This is a messenger RNA of Hyaena hyaena (striped hyena), 1805 nucleotides long. It is a transcript of the gene STEEP1, whose product is annotated as STING1 ER exit protein 1. The record is from RefSeq and is a predicted model, not a curated record. Bases 40 to 708 code for a protein of 222 amino acids. The transcript is spliced from 7 exons. NCBI's taxonomy places the organism in Eukaryota, Metazoa, Chordata, Mammalia, Carnivora, Hyaenidae.